Molecule: messenger RNA, 3360 nt
Organism: Osmia lignaria (orchard mason bee)
Lineage: Eukaryota; Metazoa; Arthropoda; Insecta; Hymenoptera; Megachilidae
Gene: Alg12
Product: Alg12 alpha-1,6-mannosyltransferase
Biological process (GO): protein N-linked glycosylation
Cellular component (GO): endoplasmic reticulum membrane
Molecular function (GO): alpha-1,6-mannosyltransferase activity
Source: RefSeq, a predicted model, not a curated record
AUGGAUCACUUACUUAUCUUGGUGGCUAUGGUACAUUUAUUGUACUGUCCAUUCACAAAAGUGGAAGAAAGUUUCAAUCUGCAGGCUAUGCAUGAUAUCUUAUACCAUAGUUUUGACCUGUCCGAGUAUGAUCACCAUGAAUUUCCUGGAGUUGUGCCACGAUCAUUCGUGGGACCAAUGAUAAUAUCAGGCUUGGCAUCACCUCUAAUAGCAAUCAUUAAUUAUUUGCAACUUAACAAAUUCUUUGCUCAGUAUGUUGUAAGAGCAAUACUGGGUUUGUUAGUAAUAGGUAUGUUAAAGCUAUAUAGAGAUGCUUUACAAAGUAUCUUUGGAACACAAUUUACAAAAUGGUUUGUUGCCAUAACUGUAACACAAUAUCAUUUUAUGUAUUAUUUAAGUCGUCCAUUGCCAAAUAUCAUGGCUAUGCCAUUAGUAUUACUUGCUUUAUAUGGGUGGUUGAAGCAAAAUCACAUGAUAUUUAUUUGGUCAUCUGCAGCAGCAAUAAUAAUAUUCAGAGCAGAACUUGCUAUGCUACUGGGCUUAUUCCUUUUGUACGAUAUAACCAACAUGAAACUGACUAUAUCAAGAUUACUUAAAAUUGCAAUACCAGCUGGUAUAUUUUUUCUAACAUUAACGGUUGCAAUAGAUUCUAUAUUUUGGAAACGAUUAGUAUGGCCUGAAGGAGAGGUGUUUUAUUUUAAUACUGUACUUAAUAAAAGUAGCGAAUGGGGUACAUCACCAUUUUUAUGGUACUUCUAUUCAGCACUCCCACGUGGACUGGCUUUGUCAUAUUUUUUAGUACCUUUGGGUAUGUUAUGGGAUGCUCGAGUUCGAGCAUUAACAGUUCCUGGUAUUGCAUUUGUUCUUUUAUUCUCAUUUCUACCUCAUAAGGAAUUGAGAUUUAUCGUAUAUGUCUUUCCAUUGUUAAAUGUUAGUGCUGCUGUUGUUUGUCAUAGAAUAUGGGAAAACAGAGCAAAAAGUCCAUGGAAUGGAUUUUUGGCACUGAUCAUUAUAGGUCAUCUAGUUUUAAAUGCUCUAUUUUCUAUGUUUCUUUUAUGUGUUGCUGGUUCUAACUAUCCUGGUGGUUUAGCUAUUGCCAAAUUACAUAGACUUGAAAAAGAUUCUGUUAAUCCAGUACAUGUACACAUUGAUGUUUUGACAGCACAAACAGGAGUUUCAAGAUUUACACAAACAAAUAGCUCUUGGAUUUAUUCAAAACAAGAAAAUUUAACCAUUGACUGUCCUGAAAUGCUUCAAUUUACACACCUUCUAAUGGAGGCUAAAAGUAAAUACUCACCAAAUAUAAAACCGUAUCUUAAAACCCACGAUAUUCUAGAUUCUGUAGACGGUUUCUCUCACAUAGCGUUAAACUAUAACAUGUUGCCACCUAUACGAAUAAAAACUAGACCAAUAAUAUUUAUUAUGAAAAGAAAAUCAAAUAUAAAGUAUGAUCUGAAAAAAGCAAAAGCACAAAUUCGUGUAAAACAGCAGAAUGGUAAUGAUAUACGGAAAAGCGAAGAAGGUACAUAUAUAAUAAACGGUACUGUUCAAAAUAUGGAGCCAAUAUUAGAUGAAAUUAUGGAAUCAUUAGAGCAAUUUGAAAAACCAUUGAAUCUUAAUGAUAUGAACAUAGUAGAUACAGAAAAAAAAGAAACAUUAAAAUCUGGUAGUACAGAAACUGAUGUCAAAGAGGAUAUUGAAUUAUUUAAUGUAGAACAAAUAUCUACUAACUUAUCUGGAAAUGUAUCACCUUUAGAAACAUCAGUUGAAACAGAAAUAUCACAAAAUAUAUCUGAAAUAGAAGAUGAUAUUACUAACAAUAAUACUAAACUACAACACGAUGUGGAAAAUAGUUCUGUUGUUAGGGAAAUGGAAUUGGAUGUAAAUGGAGAAGAAAAUGAAAAGGUAAUGACUGGAAAGCAACAAGUAAAACUUGGUAACAGUCCAGAAGGUAGUACUAUAAAGAAAGUUGUCAAGAAACUUAUUCAAGAAAAACUUGAAGCAGUUAAACUUAAGAAGGAUACGACGGAUGAAAGAGCUGAAAUUCCACCAAAAAUUAGUGCCAAAUUAAAAAGAGUAGUUCCAUUAAAAAUAGAGACACCACAAAAAGUCAGGAUUAUAUCAAAGCAAGAACUAAAUGAAAAACCUGCUGUUAUACAAGAAUUAAAAGAAAAGUCUGUAACAGUUCACGAAUUAAAAGAGAAACUUACAAUCAUUCAAGAUAUAAAAGAAAAGCCAUUUCAGAAUAUAAAAGAAAAACCUUCCAUAAAUCAAGAAACAAUUAAUGAACGUAAAAGUAUUAAUGUAAAAGAAAGUAUUAGAAAUAUAAUAAAUCAAUUUAGAGAAUUUGAAAAAGAUUUUGUACAGGAAGAAUUAGAAACAGUUAAAAAAGAACCAGAUGUUAAAUAUAGUGAAGAACCUAUGGAAAUAAAUAGAAAAAUGUCCGAGGAUUCAUUAAAUGUAGGAGAUAUUACCACAAAAACCAAGUACUCAAAAAUGAUCAAAGAUGCCAAAGAAAGUCUAAAGGAUAUAAUAAAUCAAUUUAAACAAAUAAAGAGUGAAUUAACUUCUGAAGAAGAUGAUCAAUUUGAUAGGAUUGAAGCUACAUAUAUGGAUCGGCCAAUUGCCGAGACAUUAAUGCAGUUUAGUGAAGCUUUAAAAAAUUUAAUACAACGACGAAAAAAGAGUACAAUACCUGCUGUAAAUAAUAUUGAUAGUAAUAGUGACAUAUCUAAAUCAGAAACUCAGCCAAAAGUAAUUACAGGAAAUGCUCAAUUUUUAAAAGUUCCAAAUUAUAAUAAAGAAGAAAAAGUAGGAAGAGUCACACAAAAUAUGCAAAAUGCAAACGAUAAUCCGAGUUCAAAUAAAGCAUUUGAAGAAAAAUAUUUGUCAACAUCUGCAUCUAACAAAAACGUCCGAUUAAAUGCUGAGAAGUCUACUGAUGCUGUUUCAAAUAAUAUACUAAAACAAUAUGUUUCUAGUGAACAGGACGAGGAAACGCAAAAGAAUGUUGAAAAUAGCUCAAACGAUUAAAUAUUAGAAAUAAUUCGCGGUUUUGUGCUUUUUUAAUGAAACAGUUAUCUAAUUAUAGUAAUAUGUAAAUACGUUGUUCUGUGAUAACGAAAGCAUUGUACGUCUUAAUCCAUGCUCGUGCAUUACCAACACGGAAAAAUCAAAAUUUAUUUUUCCUAUAUUGUUGCUUAAAAUAUCAAAGAAUAUUCAUUCAAAACAGAAGAAAAAUUUUGUCUAAUAUAUAGUAUCACAAACGUGCCACAAAUGUAAUAACUUUAUAUAUGUAUCGAUGUAAGAAAGAAACAAUUCAAAUGAUAGAUAAAACAAUUGUUUUACUUACUACAAAAA